Messenger RNA from Phytophthora nicotianae INRA-310, 2391 nucleotides. Its product is annotated as translation elongation factor Tu. The coding region runs from base 1 to 2073 and encodes 690 amino acids. The record is from RefSeq and is a predicted model, not a curated record. Gene Ontology annotation, molecular function: translation elongation factor activity; GTPase activity; GTP binding. The transcript has a single exon. Gene Ontology annotation, biological process: selenocysteine incorporation. NCBI's taxonomy places the organism in Eukaryota, Oomycota, Peronosporomycetes, Peronosporales, Peronosporaceae.
AUGACAGUUGUGAACGUCAAUGUCGGAGUGCUGGGGCAUGUGGACAGCGGCAAGACGAGCCUCGUGCGCGCUCUGAGCACGCAGCUGUCCACUGCCGCUUUGGACAAGCAUCCGCAGAGCCAGCAGCGCGGGAUCACGCUGGACCUGGGCUUCUCCAGCUUCCGCUUGGAGCCAUCAGAUCAAGCGAAGCCAUCUUUGCAGGUCACUUUGGUGGACUGUCCGGGCCAUGCGUCGCUUUUCCGGACAAUCCUGGGCGGUGUAGCCAUCAUCGAUACUGUCUUGUUGGUCGUGGACUGCCGCAAAGGACUACAGUCUCAGACCAUCGAGAGUCUGCUGCUGGCGUCGCUAAUAGCUGAACGCAGAGUUAUUGUGGCUCUCACCAAGACGGACUUGCUGCCUUCUGUGGUCUCAGAGCGAACGAAAGCAAUUGAUGCAGUUACCCAAGAGAUACGAACGUUCUUGGCUACACAUUUCAACUUCCAGAACAAGAUCCCCGUUCCCGUGGUUCCCGUUGCUGUGGGGACUGGACAAGAACCCCAAGGCAUCCAACACCUUCUAGAAGUGUUGAGAGCCAAUUUAGAGAUACCAGAACGUGAUACUUCCGGAGCUUUCCGCCUUGCAGUGGACCACUGCUUCGCUGUGCCUGGGAAUGGGACAGUUCUAACUGGGACAGUAUUAGCUGGAGCUUUAACCAAGGGAGACGAGUUGGAACUGUUGCCUAUUGGGGUGAAAACGAAAGUAAAAACGCUACAAGUGUUUAAACACGAUGUGGACAGAUGCACCCAAGGAGAUCGCGUGGGUGUUCGAGUAAAUGGCUUAGAUGCGUCCCUUGUGGAGAGAGCGAUGGCAGUGUCACCACCCGGGAGUUUAACUCCAGUAACCCAAGUGAUAAUCCCAGUGACGCGUGUGUCGUUCUUUCGUGGAGCAGUGUGCAAGAGUGGAGCCAAGUGUCACGCUACAAUUGGACACACGACUGUCAUGGCUACAUGUACAUUCUUCUCUCCAUUAGGACAGGACAGUCAGAAGAAUUUGGAGUUCAACCCCUCAGCAUUGUACGAAUACGUGUCGGAUCUCGAUUUUGUGGAAAAGAACCAAGAAAGUACUGAAAGUGAGAUGGCUACAUCCACAAUAUUCGCGCUACUCCAGUUCGAGCACGCUGUGUAUUGUCCUGCUAAGACGCUAGUCGUGUGUUCGCGUCUCGAUCUCGACGCCAAACGGUUUCCGUGUCGAUUGGCGUUUUACGGAUCAGUGCAGACUGUUGUAAGCUCAAGUAAUGAGGAGAUGGAUACAUUAAGUGGUGUGUACCCAAGUGUAGUGAAUCUGAAUGACCUCCACAUUGGUCGAGUAAAAAGUCGAGAAGGUUUUGUAGAUAAAGUGGUGGCUCCAAGUGGAGAAGUGAUCGGUCGUGAUAUGUUUUCAAAGGAUGUCAAGUGGAGUGUUUAUCAGAACUCGGAGGUUUUAUUCGAGCAAGUACAGCGACUGGGAGCAAUUCUCGGACCUUUUGGCAAGGCUGGGAAGUUCCGCAUUGCAUUGUUACCCGAUACAAAGUCGCAAUUGAUGCCUGUUGCAGGAGAGAGGUUUGUUUUGCGUUUCCUGAAGUUAAUGACGUUGAAGACACCCAAGUUAAAGGGGAAAUCAACAGAGAUGACGAACGGUAAACCCUCCAGCAAGACUCCAGUGCGUUCGUUUGUGCAGGACAAUCAUUUGCUUUAUCCUGAAGCAUUUGAGCCGUCAGACGACAGGAAUUGCGUUUCUAUUGCUGAUACUGCAUCAUUGGAGCAAGCAAAAGUGGACAGUGAAGCUAGAAUCUCAAAGCGACGCGGACAUAUCGAGCGACUGAAGGGUGAGACAACUGCGGAUGGCAGGAAUCCGUUUGCUAUUGUUUCGGGAUUGUUCGAUACCGAACAGGAGGCGAGAGACGCUGUGGGCUCUCGCAUCCGGUGUUUCGGCGGCGGUGAAGCAGACGAAGGUAUAAUUGAGAAGCCUUUUGGUAAGGCUGGCAAAGUCCGCGUCGAUUUUCAAGAAUGCGGAGGCACCAAGGCCCAAGUGGGAGAUAGUGUCGAGCUAUGCUGAUGUUAGCAUAUACCCCCACUAUGAAAUCUGCCGUAAGCUAGCUGUGUGUCCUCGCUGCGUUCGUAAUCUGUUCAGAACAGGCUGUUCAAAUGACAGACUUUGGGUCCAAAUAACUUCAACAAAUCGUCUACAUUAUAGUACAUGUUGAUGGUAGGAAGAGCCAAGCGGACGACGAAAAACUGUGUGCGUCACUCGUAAGUUAGUACACAAAGUUUGCGUCUGGGGCUCGUAUAGAAAUACUGUUUCAAUCGUGUUUCGUGUCGUUCAUUAUUGUCAAACGGAAAUAUUGCAACCAGCAACGUGAGCCAUUAAUCUCAG